Molecule: messenger RNA, 1528 nt
Organism: Periconia digitata
Lineage: Eukaryota; Fungi; Ascomycota; Dothideomycetes; Pleosporales; Periconiaceae
Source: the annotation of a GenBank genome assembly
CUGUAUUGCAGUAGUACCUCCAUCAGCAUGGCCAAAACUCUCUUACUCGGCUACCUGCGCAUAGUUUGUUAUGCCAUGGGGAGACUUAUUUCGCUCCCGUUUGGCUGUACAUGGAGACUACUCUCAACGUCUGAAACUCCACCCCCAUGCUCAACGCGGGUUCCAUCUUGUUUUGUCAUAUUGCCCUCGUCAACUACCUUCACCUCUCGUACCAUGUACUGGAAACAGAGCUUCGCGUAUCGUCCCUUGCUAGCCUGCAGUCAUCAUGUGGUAAGCGAUACGGGGACCAGGGUAUAUCCGCGGCCAUUCUUAUGAGAUGCAUUCGCACCUCUCGGCAGUGCGUAUUGCGUCCUAUCCAACUUCUCGUCUCGCCUCAUGACUUCGUCCCGCUUUCCACCGUCGUGCGCAUUCGAUCGAUAUGUCGGAACCUGCUCCAGCGGACAGACUGCCCGUUAUUGGUCAGAAUGAAGUGCUUCGAACCGAAUAUGCUCUCUUUGUGUUGACCACUCUUUUCAUCAUCGCCCGUGUCGCGAUUCAUGUGUCGAGGCGCAAAUCCUUCGAGUUCCAAGACUUCUUCAUCUACUUCGCAUACGCCCUGUACGUUGGACUGUGGACUGAGUACAUCAUCGCGGUUCCCUAUCUGUACAAACUCAGUGCAGUUGCCCUGGGUGAAAUAGACAUAUAUCCAACAAUCACCCAGGAUGCGGGAUACAUGUCUCGGCUCAUCUUUUCCGCCCAGAUGCUAUUCUACACAUGUCUAUUCGCCGUCAAACUAUCUCUAAUGACGCUCUAUCGGAAACUGUUGGUCGGUAUCGGUGGAAUCUACUACAAGAUCUGGUGGUCUAUCGUCGCCUUUUUGUUUUUGUCGUGGAUUGGCUGUAUCAUCACCAGCGUGUCCUCUUGCAAGUCAAUGAGGGUGUUUUUCCGUAAUGGUUCAUGCGCUUCACCCGAAGAACUCCAGGUUCAGAUCAUUUCUUUGUAUUACGCCUACGCCAUCGACGUUCUCACGGACCUCAUGGUCAUGUUCCUUCCCAUUCGCUUGGUAUGGAACCUUCAAAUGGCCCGUAGCGAGAAAGUUGGAAUCUUGAUCCUUUUCAGUGGAGGUUUUGUCUGCAUCAUCUUUGCCACAUUACGUGCUGUUCAGGUCGGCGUGCAGCAUGGGAAAGCCGUGUCACCCGAUCCAAAAUGGCUUACGCUGUGGACGGUGAUAGAAGUGUCCAUGGCCAUCAUCGUCGGUUGCUCUCCUGCAUUCGCUUCUCUGAUCCGAAAUCGCCUCAAUUUGAAGAAGGCUUCCUACAGCGGCCGCGGCUACCGAAGGCAGGGCGAUAAUGUGGAUUUGGGAACCAUUGGCACUCCGAAGCGUCGUCCUCACAGCACCAACGUCACUUCCAGCUCGACACUAUACGAAGAGGAUACGCCCGAUAGCCAGAGAGGACUCACGAGAAAUCCUUUGUUUAACAGUGGAAUCAGAGUCACAACGACUGUACAACAGAACAACAAGCGAAUGAGCGAGCAGACCAAUGCAUGA